Penicillium manginii is the source of this 753-nucleotide messenger RNA. RefSeq lists its product as uncharacterized. Lineage: Eukaryota; Fungi; Ascomycota; Eurotiomycetes; Eurotiales; Aspergillaceae. The coding region runs from base 1 to 753 and encodes 250 amino acids. The record is from RefSeq and is a predicted model, not a curated record. The transcript has a single exon.
AUGAACCUUCAGCAUACAAAGGUCCGAAAUAGGCUCGAGCCUCAUCACGUUGAAAAAUUGCUCUUCGUACAGAUCAACAAACGACAAUUUCGGGAGGAACAGUCUCCUAAGGUCACGCAGGAAUUACUCCUUGAAGAAGAGGAUGACGAGAUAGAGAGGGUUUUACAGCGAAAGCAAGUGCAGGAUGACCUAGAAGGGGGAUCAGAUAUAUCAUCCAACCCAGCGCUAGAUCUAGUUCUAGACCAAACACCCGAUCCCAACCAAGCAUCAGACCAAGCACCAGACCAAGCAUCAGACCAAGCAUCAGACCAAGCACCAGACCAAACACCAGGCCAAGUACCUGAACAAGCACCAGAUCAAGGAUCAGAUCAAGCACCAGACCAAACACCAGGCCAAGUACCUGAACAAGCACCAGAUCAAGGAUCAGAUCAAGCACCAGAUCAGGAAUCAGAUUCAACUCAGAUCUCUGAAAAUAUAUGUGCACCAACUUCGGCACUUAUUUCUGCAUUGAAUUCAGCGUUGACCUCGGCCUCAGUGUCAACGAAUCCCGCCCUCGUCACUGCGUUGAAUUCGAGACUUAAUUUGUUGAAGUCAACUUCAGAGCCUUCCCCGACUUCAACGAAGCCCACAACAAGUUCAGGUUCACCUCAUCCUAUACGUACGAGGUCGAAGCGUUCAUCUAAAUGGCCUCAAGGAAUUGCAGAUCAUUUCGAGCGGCCAACUCGGCGGCAGCGGGGGAUAGAUAACACCUAA